GUUUGACAUAAGUGGAAACUUGUGUUGUUGUAUAUUGUGCAUCUAUUUAUUGAUGAAUAUUUAUUGAAUUUUACAAAUAUACCAAUUUUACAAGAAGAACGUUCGAAAAAACUAUUUACAUUACAUUUUUUAUGGGAGAAAAGAAACACAUAAUGAAGAAAGAAAUGGAAUUACGUGGAAAAGAGUCUGUUGAGGAAAAUAUUUGUGUUGUUACAAGAGUUCGCCCCUUAAGUUCAAAAGAAGUUGAAACGAAUUGUCCAAACAUUGUUUCUGUUGACAUUGAAAAUAGAAUGUUGUCUAUUACAAAACCUGGAGAAUCAACUAAUAAUAAGCCAAGAACGUUUACAUUCAGUUUUGAUUAUAUUUUCCCUGAAACAUCUUCACAGAUGGAUGUUUAUCGUAAUGUGGCUAAACCAAUAGUUGAUAAGGUUCUUGAAGGAUAUAAUGGCACAUUAAUUGCAUAUGGUCAGACAGGGACAGGGAAAACCUUUACAAUGAGUGGUGAUGAUGAUCCCAGCAUGCAAGGAAUAAUUCCAAACACAUUCAAUCAUAUUUUUUCAAAAAUAUCAUCUACAACUGAAGACAUAAUAUUUGCUAUAUCUGUUUCUUAUUUGGAAAUUUAUAAUGAAGAAGUUAAAGACCUUUUAGCUGGAAAAAACGAUAAGAAAUUAAAAAUGUAUGAGAAUGAAGAUGGUGCUGUUUAUGUAAAGGAUGCCAUCUGCUUAGCAGUUGAUUCUGUUGAAUCAAUUACAGAAUUGAUGAGAAGAGGCAAUGCCAACAGAAAAACCAGGGCUACAUUAAUGAAUGACAGAAGUUCUAGGUCCCAUGCUAUAUUUAUGAUUAAUAUUGAGCAAAGAUGUCAAGGAGACAACACAAUGGUGCUGGGAAAAUUGAAUCUUGUUGACUUAGCUGGUUCAGAAAGAUUAAUCAGGACUCAAGCAACUGGAGAUGGAUUAAAAGAAGCAACCAACAUAAAUCAAAGUCUAUCAGUCCUAAGUAAUGUUAUUGCAACAUUGGCAGAAGGAAAGGGAGGUCAUGUUCCCUAUCGAAGUUCUAAACUCACUAGGCUUCUUCAAAAUUCCUUAGGAGGCAACUCUAAAACUACAAUUAUUGCUACAGUUAGCCCUGCUUCUAUGGACUUUGAAGAAACACAUUCUACGCUCCGAUACGCAGCACGUUGUAAAUUGAUUAAAAAUAGGGCUGUUAUUAAUAGAACUUCAUCUACUGGUUUAAUUGCCCAGUUUGAGGCUGAACUUCAAAAACUCGAAAUGGAGUUAGCUCUAGUUAGUGCCCACGAAAAAGAAGAAAUUGAGAUGAUCAAUUCUAAUCACAACAUGAAGCGAGUCAAAUGCAGUAAGCAGAAGAUUUCUACUCCUGAAAUUGACGAGGAAGUUAAACGACAGGAGGAAGAAUUAAAAUCUACAGAAGAGCAAAAGAACGAUUUACUUUCUCGUAUAUCUAGUAUUCAGAAAUUAAUUCUAGUUGGAGGAGAAAAUUUGAUUGAGAAAGCUAAGAGGCAGCAGUUUCUUCUGGAAUCUUCAGAUGCCGAGCUGAAGAAUCUUGAUAAGUCUCAUAAACAUCUACAAGAAGAGUUAGAAAAGAAGGGGGCUGAAAGGAUAGACGUUGAAGAAAAGUAUAACACCCUUCAAGAAGAAGAUACUGAACUUACUAAAAAGAUUUUAAAAUGUCAGGAACAGUUGUCAGCUAUAAAAGAAGAGUAUGCUAUUAAAGAGCAUGAGUAUCAACGCGACGAAGAAGCUUUAAUUGAUAGCAACAGGCUUUUACUGAGAGAAGUGCAGCUAGCCAAUGUAAUGACUGCCCAAUACAUUCCUAAAGAAUACUGGCGGACGAUCGAAAGUAAUGUACAGUGGAAUAAAGAAACUUUGGAAUUCCAAACCAGAGGUGUGGCUUACACGGGGAAUAACAUGCAGCAAGGAAGAGGAGAUAAUGGGAGUAAUGUCCCCUAUGCAUAUGGGAUGAAUCGACCUUAUGGGGAGUAUCAUAGGAAACCAAGAAUCCGUCAUUCUAGUGUACCACGUCCAAGGAGGUAUAUUUAUAUGACAAAAGGAAGUCGCGCCCAAUAGAAAUGGUACUGCACUUUACUGAAUUAUUUAAUCGAAAUUAUUUCGGUGUAGGGGAUUUCCUGAAUUUUUCUUUAGCAGAUCUUUUGCUAGUCAAUUUGCUUAAACCUGUGAUUUCAGUGAAUUCCUUUCUCUUAUUAUUAUACAUAUUGUUAUAUUUAUUUAUUAAUUUUGUUAAAAAUGACGUAUA
Messenger RNA from Agrilus planipennis (emerald ash borer), 2271 nucleotides. RefSeq names its product kinesin-like protein KIF3A (gene Klp64D). Bases 132 to 2084 code for a protein of 650 amino acids. Gene Ontology annotation, molecular function: microtubule motor activity; microtubule binding; ATP binding. NCBI's taxonomy places the organism in Eukaryota, Metazoa, Arthropoda, Insecta, Coleoptera, Buprestidae. The record is from RefSeq and is a predicted model, not a curated record. Gene Ontology annotation, biological process: microtubule-based movement. The transcript has 9 exons.